AUAUCGGUGCCAUCACAAAUCAUGCCAGACAAAUCAUCAGUACAAGACAAACCAUCAGUAACGCCAAGGAUAGGCAGCGGUGAUGGGAGUCCAACUUACAGAAGAAAAACAAAGAAUUCAUUCCAGAAAGAGCUAGAAAAUUCAUUGAAAGACAGAAAGAAACGAGGUCUGAGUGCUGGAUUUAGUGAUCUUGAUAUCAGUGAUGAUAGUGAUGAUGGCAUCGGUAGUGAGGACGAGUUGUUGGCACAGUUUAAUCAGACUUCAAAAGAGAGGAAAGAUAGACCAGGAUCGGCUAAAUACAGAGGGGGACCUUUGAUGCAGACCAUGAAGCAGCCACAAAAGGAAUGGCAACCACCUUCAUUUGGAGCCAAAGACACCAAGGACGAAAAAGAUACAAAAUACAAGAAACCAGAUGAGGCAGUUUCAACUAAAAAAGUGUCGCCAAAGCCUUCCCCUAGGUCUCUGAGGAAAGAAGAUUCAACACCCACACCAAGUCCAAGAAGUCAGCGACGAAUAGAUGAUGAAAAACCCAAAACGAAAACUAGGUUACCAUCACCUGAUCAGAAGAGAAGUCCAAGGUCAUUUUCGUCGGAGACCCGGGGUCAAAGGUCAUUUUCACCAAAUGAGAAGAGUCCAAGAUUAUUUACAUCAGAGGAGAAGCGGGAUCAAAGGUCAUUUUCACCAGGAGAGAAAAAGGGCCAAAGGUCAUUUUCACCAGACGAGAAGAAAAGCCAAAGGUCAUUUUCACCGGAUGAGAAGAAAAGCCAAUCAUCAUUUUUACUAGAUGAGAAACCUCGUGAAAGGUCAUUGUCACCUGAUGAGAAGAGAGGCAAUAAAUCAACAUCUCCAGCUGACAAAAGUAGAUCUACCGGUAUACUGGAUUUAUUGGGAGAUGGGAGCAGGUCAUCUCCAGUACCAAAACCCCGCUCCAGAGGCACACCUCAACAAUCGCCUAGAACUAAAACAGAUACACCAUUAGAAUCUGGGAAGCAAGCAGCAACAAAAGAUUUGUUUGGAAAAAAAAAAUCCUCACCUGAACUCAGACGAAAAACAGCAGGAGAUAUGAACACACAUGGACGCACGAGUCCACUGCGAAGAGAAGGAUCUCCUGGUAGACAGGAAGAUGAACCAACAAUAAUAAAACCUAAACGAGGGUUACAGAGUGAUAGCAGUUGGUCACCACCAUCUAGAAGAAAAGAGAGAUUACCAUCAACAAGUGGUGAUGAAUCAGAAGAUGAAGAGGUUAGAAGUAUAUCCAGAAAAGCAAAAGAAAAAGAUUAUAAAGAGAAAAAGAAAACAAAAGGCAGUACUUUGUUUGGAUUAUCCUCCGACGAGGACACAUUUGGAAGAAGGGAGAGGUCACAUGACAGGAGAUCACCUGAUAGAAGAUCACCUGAUAGAUCAUAUGACAGAUCGCCUGAUAGAUUACAUGACAGGAGAUCACCUGACAAAUCACAUGACAGGAGAUCACCUGAUAGAUCACAUGACAGGAGAUCCCCUGAUAGAUCACAUGACAGGAGAUCACCUGAUAGAAGAAGUCCUAUCAGCAAAACUGAAAUGAGGUCACAAUCAAAUCGCUCACCAUCACCAACAACGUUAAGAUUCAAAGAUGAAUUGGAGGAAGUGGGAUCAAAGAGACCCCCUAGUGGUAGAAAGCAAAAGAGUGUUGAUAUUAAUAAUUCUACUAGAAGAAUGAGAUACAUUACUACUGAUAGCGAUGAGGAAAAAGAAUUUAGGAAUGCUCGGGAAAAACCAAGCCCUGCUAGAUCAAGGACACCAAGACGUGUUAUAGAACCUAAGAUCCGUACCAGGCCGUUAUCAGCGAGUGGUCGUUUAUCACAAUCAUUGUCAGCCAGAUCCAGUAUCUCCGAUCUAUCAGCUAGAUCUGAGUGUUUUGAAGAUUCCACUUCUAUCAGGAAUGCUAUUUAUGAAGACUGGUAUUAUACGAAGAUGAAGCAAACUAAAGAGAACUUAAAGAAAAAGAAACAGGCUGAAGAGGAGGAAAAUAAAAAGAAACAGCUGGAAAAAAAAGACAAAGAAAUUGAAGCUGAGCUAUCUUAUCGAUGCUGGAAAGAAAAGAAAGACGAACAAUUGAAGAAACAGGCCAGAAAAGAAGCUAAAAAGAAAGAGAUGGAAAGAGAGAAACAGAUAGAAGAGAAAUCUGAUAAAAAAUCAAUAUCAGAAAAGACAUACGUUUCAUGGAAAUCGACUAAAGAUGAAGAUCUCAAAGAGAAACAGAGAAAGAAGAAACGGGAAGAAGAAAAGAAACGCAUUAAAUUACAAGAAGAACAGAAUGAAAAACAGAAACUAUCGAAGAGUUGUUUUAAAAAAUGGAAUUCUAAUAAAGAAGUUGAACUUCAAAAAAAGGAAGAAGAGAAAAAGCAACAGGAAAAAGAGAACAAGAGGAAAGCACAGCAGGAAAAGAAGAAGAAAGAGGAGGAGAGUUUGAAGGCAUAUGACAAGUGGCAACAACAGAAAGAAAAGCAGCAAGAAAUAGAAAAGAAUACUAUUAGGACUCCUGUAGCGACUGUACCAUUCAAACCUAGUGGUAGAACUGUACCAUUUGGAAAGUAAUACAGCACUUAUCUUGUGCUAUAUAGAGCUUGUAGCUUUAAUAUGAUUCUAAUGGUACUAUGAGAUUACUAUAUAUAUACAGGGAAGAAGUAAAGCAGGGUACCAUGGGAGAUAGCCAUAUAACUAUAAAGAAGUUGUGAGGCAUGGUACUAUGGGAUUGCCAUAUAACUAUAGGGAAGAAGUAAA
This is a messenger RNA of Saccoglossus kowalevskii, 2760 nucleotides long. RefSeq lists its product as uncharacterized. Gene Ontology annotation, molecular function: microtubule binding. The record is from RefSeq and is a predicted model, not a curated record. Gene Ontology annotation, cellular component: astral microtubule. Gene Ontology annotation, biological process: mitotic cytokinesis; regulation of mitotic cytokinesis; mitotic spindle assembly. NCBI's taxonomy places the organism in Eukaryota, Metazoa, Hemichordata, Enteropneusta, Harrimaniidae.